CGCACCCCACGGAUUUCGACGAGCUUGGCGCAACGACACUUCGACUCUCACACACCAAACUCUUGCCCAUCCAGUUCGACAAAAUGGUCAACGUCCCCAAGACCCGCCGGACUUAUUGCAAGUCGGAGAACAAGCACACCACCCACCGCGUCACGCAGUACAAGGCCGGUAAAGCCUCCGCCUUCGCCCAGGGAAAGCGCCGAUAUGACCGCAAGCAAUCCGGUUACGGUGGUCAGACAAAACCCGUUUUCCACAAGAAGGCCAAGACCACGAAGAAGAUCGUGCUGAGAAUGGAGUGCACGUCGUGCAAGACGAAGAAGCAGCUCCCGCUCAAGCGCUGCAAGCAUUUCGAACUUGGAGGCGACAAGAAGACCAAGGGUGCUGCGCUUGUGUUCUAAACUCGUUCGUGGGGUGGGCAUGGCGGGAGAGGAAGGAGAUCACGGGUGGCUGGCGUUCAGGUUACGGCUGUGGCUGUCAGCAUAGCGAUUGUCACAUAAGACCUAUGGAAUGAUCACCAAUUCUCGUGUUCGACACUGGACCUGCUGUGAGAACGUUUUGAGGGGAGAUCGAUGGACAGCGAGAAUUGGCGGA
Trematosphaeria pertusa is the source of this 591-nucleotide messenger RNA. RefSeq lists its product as uncharacterized. Gene Ontology annotation, biological process: translation. The transcript is spliced from 5 exons. Bases 84 to 398 code for a protein of 104 amino acids. Gene Ontology annotation, molecular function: structural constituent of ribosome. The record is from RefSeq and is a predicted model, not a curated record. NCBI's taxonomy places the organism in Eukaryota, Fungi, Ascomycota, Dothideomycetes, Pleosporales, Trematosphaeriaceae. Gene Ontology annotation, cellular component: ribosome; cytosolic large ribosomal subunit.